AUGGAAACUUCAAGUAUAGAGUCUAACGAAAGUUAUCACCCUAAUAUUAGUAAAGAAGACGUCGUGGUCGAUGAAGGAGAUGAUGAAUCAAUAGAAAGAAGAUUUGAGAAAUCUCCUACCAAUUUAUCCCGAAGAAAAUCAAAUAAUUCGGAAUUAUCAAAAAUCUUAUCAGGUAUAAAAGAUGAUAUAAAUCAACCAUAUGAAGAUAUUGCUUUGGCUGAACUGGUAUUAGCUCACCAGUUAACCAGGCAAGAAGUCGAGGGAGUAACUGAUUUGGAAAAUAAUGUCGAAUCUAUCCCUUCGGGGGUAAGCGGUGACAAUGUUCCUCAACCCGAUGAAGGGUUCUCUUGGGUAAUAGCUAUAGUAUCCAUGUUGGCUAUUUUUGCAACUUGGGGAUCUAAUGCAUCUUAUGGGGUUUUCUUGAAUUACUAUACCCAUAAUAAUACUUUUGAAGGAGCUGACAUGUACGAUUUUGCAUUGAUUGGUGGUAUAGUUGUGUUCUUAGCUCAAAGUACCGCUCCAAUUACUACUUUAUUAUAUCAAAUUUUUGGUUUGAGAACUAUUGUGAUUGUAGGGAUCAUCUUACAAACCGCAGGUUAUGUUCUUGCUAGUUUUGCUAAGAGUUUAUGGCAAUUAUAUCUUACCCAAGGGUUGAUGAUUGGGUUAUCUUUUUCCUUAGUGUAUUUACCAGCUACUUUAGUUCUUCCCACUUGGUUUGAUAAAUAUAGAGCUUUUGCUUUUGGAAUAGCUGUUAGUGGUGCAGGUCUUGGUGGGAUAGUUUUUGCAUUAUCCGUGGAUCAUGUUAUUAGAAUUUCUGGUAACCAAUAUUGGGGUUUGAGAUUAACAGCUUUGAUAGCUUUAGUCAGCGCAUUACCUAAUUUAUUCUUAAAACCUAGAAUCCCAACUCAACAACCAUUAAGUAAGACCUUAAACUGGAAAUUCAUCAAAGCUAACACGAAUAAGAUCAUUGAUCCUAAAGUUUUCAAGUCUUGGUCUUUAAGAGCAUUAAGUUUAUGGUUUGGUCUAGCACUUUUAGGAUAUGUGGUGAUGUUAUUUUCAUUAUCAUCAUAUGCUACUGCCAUGGGAUUAUCAGAUAAACAAGCCAGUAAUUUGACUGCACUUUUAAAUGCUGGUCAAGUUAUUGGUAGACCUACUAUUGGAUUGUGUAGUGAUAGAUUUGGUCGUGUCAACACUGCUUCCUUUUUAGGUUUAUGUAUUGCCAUAAUGAUAUUUGCUUUCUGGAUUAAUGCCACUACUUAUGCCGAAUUGAUUCCUUUCUCCUUGAUAAUAGGAGCUAUCAUCGGUAUUGGAUCUACAUUAUGUCAACCAAUAGCUGGGGAUCUUAUUCUGGACAUUUCUCAAUUACCUGCUGCUUGGUCAAUGUUAAAUAUUUGUGUUGGAUUCUUUUGUCUUGCAGCUGAAGUUAUAGCUUUAAGUUUGAAAAAACCCAAUGCAACCAAACCUUUCUUACAUUGUCAAAUUUUUGCAGGUUGUUGUUUCAUUGCCUGUUUAAUACUUUCAAUGCUUAUUCGUCAAACUUUAGUACGUAAGGUAUUAAGUAAGAGAUUAGCUUCAACUCACGAAGCCAUAGAAGAGAUCAAUGAACCCAAAAGAUACUUAACUAUAAACGAUUUAAAUGACCAAAGUCAACAACUUGAACUCCUCAAUGAAAGAAGAGUUAGAUAUGAAUAUUUAUUAAUGGGUGGGAUCAAACACUUUCUCAUCAGAUUAUUUUAUCCGAUGAAAGUUUAA
Messenger RNA from Yamadazyma jaroonii, 1752 nucleotides. Lineage: Eukaryota; Fungi; Ascomycota; Pichiomycetes; Serinales; Debaryomycetaceae. The record is from the annotation of a GenBank genome assembly.